AUGGACAUUGAAAAGCAGAUGAAGGUAGCUGCAUCAGCUUAUCAAGAUGCUCAAACAGAACUUUCCAAUCUGAUUAGUAGUCGUAGAAAACUUGAAUCUCAACUGACUGAAAACUUAUCAGUCAAAGCUGAAUUUGAUCAAUUACCCAAUGAAGUUGUCGAUGAAAAUUCACCUGACGUUAGAAAAGUUUAUAAAUUAGUUGCUAACAUACUUAUUAAACAAGAUACUGCUGAAGCUAAAACUAAUGUGAAUCGUAGAAUUGAAAUGUUAACAACUGAACAGUAUGUCUUUGUAUUUUCUUUUUUUAUACGAACUUGCUUUUGA
Molecule: messenger RNA, 324 nt
Organism: Melampsora larici-populina 98AG31
Lineage: Eukaryota; Fungi; Basidiomycota; Pucciniomycetes; Pucciniales; Melampsoraceae
Exons: 2
Coding region: 1-324 (107 amino acids)
Biological process (GO): protein folding; chaperone-mediated protein complex assembly
Cellular component (GO): prefoldin complex; cytoplasm
Molecular function (GO): protein-folding chaperone binding
Source: RefSeq, a predicted model, not a curated record